UAAAGAGAAAUAGGAAGACAGGAAGCAGAGUGGUCCUGCUGGAAAAGUAGACAUCAGCGCUGGGAUGGCCGGAGCGUGGCGUUGCACACUUGCGGUGGUUGUGUUGGUGUGUGUGUGGAGCUACACUGAAGCCGUUGGAGGAGCAGUAAGUCGACCGCGACCCCAAAGACGACCUCCCAAGAAACCAAAGGUGGAGCCCAUCGACGUGGCCCAGCCUGCGUCGAACGUAGACAUACAACGGAUGACUGGAACUUGGUACCUCCUGAUCACGGCCUCCAAAUGCUCUUUCUUGAUAAAUCACGGCACCAAGGUGGAGCCCACAGUCAUGACUCUCACUUUCUCUUCCGAGUCUGACCAAAAACUGUCCGUGAGCACAAAAACACGACACAAUCAUCAGUGCUGGGAAAUACUGCAAGUCUACGAUCUCACCUCAGCCCCUGCACGAUUAACACUUAAAGGUGCUCGUCCUGAACUGAACACUGAAAUCGUGAUUGGAGAUACGGAUCACAGCUCAUAUGCCAUCUUAUACUACCAGAAGCGGGGAAAGAUCACAAUGAAACUUUAUAGCAGGUCUGUGGACAGCUUAUCGGAGCCCAUACUGAGCAAGUUUGAGCAGCUUGCUGAAAAGCAGGGCUUGGGCCUGGCCUACCUCUUCCCAUUCCCCACCUACAGUCACUGUGGUGAUGUGGACCAGGAUCAUGUGAUCAAUUGUGUCCCGACUUGUUGAUGAGACGGAGAUGCAC
Salarias fasciatus (jewelled blenny) is the source of this 743-nucleotide messenger RNA. RefSeq names its product complement component 8, gamma polypeptide (gene c8g). Gene Ontology annotation, molecular function: complement binding. Gene Ontology annotation, cellular component: extracellular exosome; membrane attack complex; blood microparticle. The transcript is spliced from 7 exons. The record is from RefSeq and is a predicted model, not a curated record. NCBI's taxonomy places the organism in Eukaryota, Metazoa, Chordata, Actinopteri, Blenniiformes, Blenniidae. Gene Ontology annotation, biological process: complement activation. Bases 65 to 727 code for a protein of 220 amino acids.